Molecule: messenger RNA, 1266 nt
Organism: Miscanthus lutarioriparius
Lineage: Eukaryota; Viridiplantae; Streptophyta; Magnoliopsida; Poales; Poaceae
Source: the annotation of a GenBank genome assembly
AUGGGCGAAGAGCAUCCUGGACCUGAUGGGCGCCGACCACAAGCGGAUCCACGGUGCACUGGCCUAGUUCCCCAAGCCGGAUCCGCGGCGCACUCGGCAGCAGCAAGGCUCCGCGACAUCAUCUCCCUGCUGCUCUUCGGCCUCGAGCGGAGCCCGCUCCAGGACGCGCUCGCCGGCGACUUCCCCUGGUGGAAAGUGGCCUUUCCCAACGCUCGCGGGACCCCCGCCUUGCCACCGCGGGAGCUCGCCGUCGAAGGGGCGCUCGCCAACAAAGGUGCACCUCUUGAUCUGGUUCAGAUGAGCAUCAUGGCGUGGUAUCCGUUGCCGCAGAGCGGGGGCACACCGUCGUUGCCUGGCGACGAGUUCUUCGACAACCAGCUGAGCGCCGGCUGGCCGCUGUGGAGCUUCGGGUCAUCAGCUGACGACGAUCAUGACAACCACGGCACUGGCGGCGCGCGUGCGGAGAAGCACGGCAACGGCGACGCAGCGGGGAGUUCUGACGAACACACCGAGGGCCCCGUCCCCGUGCCGCAGCAGCGCACGCAGCCAACAGACGACAUCUUCAUGAGCCAGUUCUCGGACGAGGAGAUGAGGAGGAUGGAUGCGCCGUUCGAGGCGCUGGACAUGUUCCCGGGCUCCAUGCACCGGCUCCUGUCCUACGAGAACAUGCUGAGCGGGGUGCUCACCGGCUCAUCAGAGGACCAGCAGGACGCUGGGCUGGGGGUGGACACCAUGGACACCUGUGGCUUCCCUCUCUUCAGCCACGACCUGAUGCAGAACGCGCCGACGGAGCUAGUGCUGCCCGAUUUUGUCACGCCCAAGGAUCAUCAUCAGGAUGGGGCGAGUUUUACCACAAAAAGAAAAAGGUGCAGAUCCGUGGCUGAUGAAGGGAGCUUGUUCUUCGAAGCGCUGGUGCUCCAGGAGCUCGAGGAUGUGGUGUUCCAGCUGACGAAGAGGACGCGGGUGUGCCUCCGGGACGCCUUCUUCAGGCUGGCUGAGAGUUCGAGAGCCAAGUGCAGCGCUGCAAACGGGACGCCUUCUUCUGAAUCUGGUGUCCAGCAAGCAGCAGACGGCAAUGCGUCCAGGAUGUCAACGCCAGGCUGCCCGGAACGGGAGACGAACGCCGUCGACAGGACGGUGGCGGACCUGACCAUGAAGCCGCCGGGGGGCGUUCCUCUUGAGGUCCUCGUCAGCCGCUGCCCCGACGAGGACAAAGGGGCGGAGGCGCAGUCCGCAACCACCUCCAGCUGGACGACGACGGCGUAG